Messenger RNA from Haliotis rubra (blacklip abalone), 617 nucleotides. RefSeq names its product complement C1q tumor necrosis factor-related protein 5-like. The coding region runs from base 74 to 574 and encodes 166 amino acids. The transcript is spliced from 2 exons. NCBI's taxonomy places the organism in Eukaryota, Metazoa, Mollusca, Gastropoda, Lepetellida, Haliotidae. Gene Ontology annotation, molecular function: protein binding. The record is from RefSeq and is a predicted model, not a curated record.
AUAGGGACGCGCUUGCAGGUUGUCUUCACAGUUCUUCGGUUAUCAGACGAAGCACAUCCUCUACUUUGAAACAAUGAACGGGGCCUGCCUUCUGCUUCUCCUCCUGCCUUCCGCCGCCUUGGCCUUGAACCUGGUUCCAAGAGCAUCACAUGGAGCCGUAGCCUUCCACGCCAAUGCCCAGGACAAGACUGUCCCUCUGUAUACAGGAAGACCUAUCCCCUUCGACCACACCCUUGUCAACGCAGGCUCUGCUUACAACACUCAGACUGGAAAGUUCACGGCUCCUGUGGCUGGACUCUACCUGUUCUGGACCCAGAUAGAGUCAACUAAACCCGGCGUGGCCAUCACCAUGUUUAUCUUCCAGUCUGGGAAGCCGAUCAGCGCGGGGUACAUGGAGACCAACAGCGACCUUGCUGAUGACACCGGCUCCGCAAUGGUGGCUACUCAUCUGACGAAGGGAGAAGAGGUCUGGGUCGAGAUUGAGAAGGAUUUCGCAAUGACCGUGUUUCCGUCCUCCUAUUUCGGUGGGGUGUUGCUGUAUGCUGACGAUGGUACUGGUCCCAUUGUCGGUUGAUAUGAAUAAACGGAAAGAAAAGCUUUCUGAGUUUUAAAACAAA